Stegastes partitus (bicolor damselfish) is the source of this 1936-nucleotide messenger RNA. RefSeq names its product transmembrane protein 119b (gene tmem119b). Gene Ontology annotation, biological process: positive regulation of bone mineralization; positive regulation of osteoblast proliferation; ossification. Gene Ontology annotation, cellular component: plasma membrane. The transcript has 3 exons. The record is from RefSeq and is a predicted model, not a curated record. Lineage: Eukaryota; Metazoa; Chordata; Actinopteri; Pomacentridae. Bases 383 to 1219 code for a protein of 278 amino acids.
ACCCUGCCUUGUUUCUGAGGGCCUCCAGCGCGUGGCCUUUUCUCCUUCCCCCUUCUCUUUGGUCCACACAGGAAACAUUAACCUCUUCCUGCGUCAGGAGGUCGCUCAUACAGGCUGACUCUGGGGUUUGUCAUCAGUGUGAGCGGCUGAAGGGCGAAAGAGAAGGCUGUCAAUCAGAGGCUCCAUCUGAUAGCAGACAAACCUCCACACUGAAAUCUGAAACUGCAGAAGUGGCGUGGUCCACCAGGCGUUCGCCACUCUUUGCCAUCUUCUCUCCAGAGAAGUUCACUUUUUUUCCAGACUGGUUUCGCUCAUCCUCCUCCAGAGGGGAUUUCAACAGAGACACGUCUCCUGCUGCAGUGAAUGAUCCCGAGGGGAAGCGAUGCUCCCGAUGGCCCUUCACCACAUCGGCCUGUGCGUGGCGUUUUGCCUCAGCAGCAGUCUGGCCACACCUCCGCUGUUUUACAGUUUUCUGGAGGGAAGCACGGAUGAAGAAGAACUCAGUAACUUGAACUCCUCGCUGCCCACCAGCAACCUGUCCUCCAUGCACCAGACCCCGCCUGUGGACACGGCCCAGGACGACACCGACUUCCUGACGGAGCUUGUGAUCUUUCUGGAGGAGAACAAGCUCCUCAUCCUUGUUGCAGGAACUCUCAUCCUGCUCGUCUUCCUCAUCAUCUGCGGGGCGAUUGUCAUGAGCCGCAGACGCAAAGUCAACGCCUACUACCCGUCCUCAUUCCCCUCAAAAAUGUACGUGGACCAAAGGGACAAAACUGGAGGUGCCAAACCCUUUAACGAAGUGAAAGAAAAAGCUGCUCCUGAGCAGGAAAGUGAGCCGAUGGACUCUCACAAGCAGCUCCAAGCUGACAUCAUGAGAGCUGCCAAGAGCCUGCGAUCGCCAAAUAAACCUGUUGAUGCUGCAGAGAGAUGUGACCCCAGUCAGAAAGUAGCAGCCCACAGUGUGGAGGACAGCUCGAAACCAGAUGUCAGCCUCCUAGACCAGCAGCUUCCAAGUCUCCCCGAGGAGAAGGAGCUGCGUGAGGUUCCUGACAGCGAAGCAGCUGCAGCAACAGAGCCGAGUCCUUCAGAUCAGCCUCAUCCAGAGGAAGCCGAGUCACAAGAGCCUUCGACCGGCAGGAGCCUCCGGCCCUCCUCUCUGCACAUUCACAAUGACUCUGCCACACUGCAGCUAAUCGCUGGAGAGAAAACGGCCUUCUAAGAAACCUGAACAUGUUUCCUGAUGCUUUGAAACCAGACGUGGAAAUGUGUGCAGUUAACCUCCAAAGAAUUCUACAUGUUUACUGAAGCAAAUGUGGAAACGUUACACUCACAGGUGGUUUUGCAAUAUUUCAUGUUUAGGUGCAGAGCAGUUAAACACUCAGCGGCCUGUUUGCUCUGACUGGACGUAACCGUCGUGCCAUUUUGUAAACAUGUUUAUUGGUAAGAAAAACAGUUGUUCUGUCGGUCGACGCUUGUGUUUGUCUACAUCCUGCAACAUUCCUGCGUGCGGGUCGCUACCAUAACAAACGCGUGUUGUGGCACCAAACACUUCUGUGCAAAACACGACGCUGACUCGCAUCAGUGACUUGAUUCUUAGUAAAGUGCAGAAAGCCACUUCCUGAGAUUAGCUGUGGGUUGCCUCUAAAAAGCAGAAGUGCAUAAAUACAUGUAGCCCUUAUAAAGACUCUAUUUCAUUUAGGUGAGCUUCAAUCACAAUAUAAUGUGACUCACUAAAACGGCAUAAAGAAAAAAAUUACAGUUAUGCACAAAAUGUCUAAAAAAAAAGGAGUUAUUCAGGGUAUUUGAGGAAUAAACUGAACUCAAAGCAACAAAUGAUUCAGAAUACUUUUAUUGCAGACUUUCAAGGAAGCAUUUGUAAAUAUAAAUUACGCUGAAAACUAAUGGACUGUUGUUUUGUUUCAAGUCACUUUGCAUA